Molecule: messenger RNA, 878 nt
Organism: Mytilus californianus (California mussel)
Lineage: Eukaryota; Metazoa; Mollusca; Bivalvia; Mytilida; Mytilidae
Exons: 5
Coding region: 128-790 (220 amino acids)
Source: RefSeq, a predicted model, not a curated record
AGUACUAUUACAUUUCAAAACCUAUUAUAUGCAGUUUUAAAUUGGAGUUAAUUCAUAUGAUUAACAGUAUAUAUACAUCUCCUUAUAAGAGGAUACUCAACAAAGAUAGAUAUUUGAUUGUUCAAAGAUGAUGUAUUUUGUAAAACUGUUGGUUUUGAUGUUAGCAUGUUUUGCUCAAGCAGUACCUCCACCCCUUCCUUCACAAAUAUGUACAGAUAGAAUUGGAGAAUUAGUACAAGAAUUCGCUUCACAGGAGACAAUACCAGAUAUUGAAAGUUAUGUACAGACUAAUAGCUUGACAGGGGAGUAUCAUUUCAAUAAAAGUAUGGUAGAUGAUUAUUGUAGCUUGUUUCGCAAGGUGGUUCCAUUUUACGAAAACAACAUUGCAGGUUUGCGCAUUUUGUGUAACACUCAUCAGCUAAGACAUUAUUUAGAGAUAAUGUCGCAUAUAAAGAACAUUGCCAUGUCAUUGUGUGAUGACGAGAAAAUGAAAGAUCUAAAAGCCCUUCUGACAUGUGUUAGUAACAAUCAUAUAGCACAGCAUGGAUUCGUUGGUUGUCUUCAUGGUACGGUACGUGGUUUGAGUUUGAGUAAACCCGAUUCGCUCAUUUGUACAGAAGACGAUCACCAAUACCAAUCUUGGUUCACAUCUGUAGCCACCAGUUUUAAGUCAUGUUUUUGUCAGUUUGAUUCGUGCGCGCCAGAAAGUACAAAGUCAAUUACAGAAAUGAUCACAAGUCAUCAAGUUGACGCUUGUGAAAUUGUUAAAUUUGCGGUAGGGGGAGAGUAGCGUACCACAACAUCUGAUUUUAAUCAGAUUUUCUCCAGUCGAUAAUAUAAAAUAACAAAAUUCUGAAUAAAUAAAGUUAAAAGAGAAA